UUUGGUGAUGUAAGCGGGGUCAGAGGUAAUUUUGUACGUCUGCGUAAUAGUUUGGCGCCAGCGAUUUCGCGGGGUAACAGCAGCACAAGAGAAGGAGGAAGACUGAAUACAUGGAGAGAAAAACAGCUAAAACUUCGAGAUAAACUCGCCUCAGAUUGAAGCAGACGUCUGUCUCCGCUGCUUUUUCAUGCUGUGUCGUUGUAAACUCCCGCUGUUUGUUUCUUUUUUCUGUGAACUCCGAGGUGAGCCAUGAAUGUGUCAAACAAACGGGGUAAAUAGUGUCUGAAAACGCUGAUCUGUGCUUCAUAAUGAGUCUGAAUGAAAGGCCGUGAAGGGCACAGGUGAGGCGGGUUAAAUGCAAAAGUGUCACCUGUUUUUUAGCGGUAUUUGACUCUGAUUUAGUGUGCAUGAAACUUCGCUAAGAGGCUAACAGUGAAGUGAGGGGACAUGCAGCUGCUGCUAAUGCUGCUAACUUGAUAAAGCUAGUCCACAUUAGCAGGCUGCUCUGCUAUUACCUCGCAUGUUGUACUUACAGCUGUCCUAUAAGAUGCAUUUAAUCAUUCAGACCCUGAGUUAAGUUAUUCAAUCUCUAAAUAACACAGUAAAAGUUGUUGUUUUUUUUCUCUUUAUGGGGCUCUACUGGGGUCUUGUUGUGGUUGAGACAUUUGCUAAAUGUUGGCCUGUUAUAGCAACCAACAAACACACAAAUAUAUGAAACAAACGGGUCAUCCUUGCAUUUGUCUUAACAGGUUAUAUCUACUAAUUUGUGUGUUUUUGCAGCUCUGGAUACAGUGGAGGGUGGACUCAGCUCUGCAUAAAUAUCACUGAGGUAUGUCCAAACAAAUGAUCAUCACUGCCUGAUUAAUACAAAGUUAAUGUUCCUAGGAGCAACCAAGCAUACCUGAUGACAGCAGUAAGUGAAAAUUCAACAUUUCCAGUGAGUGCAAGGGCCUCUCAAUACUGCAGUUAUGGAGGAUAUUCUUGAUUGCAGUGUACAAGUACAACAACAUUGCCAUACAAACCACAGGCAAAACUACACAAUAUCUAUUUAGAGGGGUAUUCCGGUGUGAAAUUAAGUUAGGGUUAAACACACCAUAACACUGAGUUAGACACCCCCUCGAGAGGCGACCACUUGCUUCUCUAGUUAUACCAACUGUAGUAACGACUGCAGGAAAGCAAUACAGAGAGCCACGCGCUCAACCAAAAAGCCACUCUAUAGCCACAAAUAAUGCUCAGAACAGCAGCUAAUUAACAGUACAUUAAGGGUCCUAGCCAUAGUACUAGCCACCAAAUAUCUUUUAAACUUUGCCUAAUUUCCUUCACAAAGAGACUAAACACAACUCACCUACUCUCUUCCAGCAGCUGCUUGUUUGUAGCGAGACCUCGGGCCAGUCCAUUACGGACUAUAGCGGGGUGACGCAGCUCAAGGAAGAACAUUCAUGAUCAUUUCUUUAUCAUUUCCUUGAAGUAACAAUCAUCAUAUUAAUCAUUUUACACUGCAGACGCGGUAGUUCUUCUGUCUUAGCGUCUCGGUCUGAUUGCAUUUCCAUGAAGAAAUUAUCAUAAAUCUUGUUCCUUGAGCUGCGUCACCCUGCUGUAGUCCGUGAUGGACUGGCCCGAGGUCUACAAACAAACAUCUGCUGGAAGAGAGUAGGUGAGUUGUGUUUAGUCUCUUUGCUAAAGAAAUUAGGCAAAGUUAAAAAGAUGUUUGGUGGCUAGUACUAUGGCUGGGACCCUGUAUGUACUGUUGAUGAAGUUAGGUGCUGUUCUGAGCAUUAUUUGUGGCUAUAGAGUGGCGUUUUGGUUGAGGUUUGUUUAUGGCUCCUCAGACCGCUGUGUAUUGCUAUCCUGCGGUUGUUACUAAAGUUGGUAUAACUAGAGAAGCAAGCGGUUGGCAACAUUAAUCUCUCGAGAGUGUGUCUAACUCAGUGUUGCGGUGUGUUUGGCCCUAAAUUAAUUUUAUGCCGGAAAAUCCCUUUUAAGGGCAAAAGUAGAGAGUCAAAAUGUUUUGGAGUCAAAAGGCGGAUAGCUGUCUUUUAACGGCAGUGGAUUAAAAGUCAUAAGUUCAUCUCAAAAUGAUAUUCAGGUGAAGAAGAAGAUUAUCUCCAACAAGAUUCAGAACUGGGCCUCCUUUUAUCGGCUUCCUGUCAGUUUUAGGAUCCAGUUUGAGAUUUUAUCACUUGUGUUUAAAACUCAACGUCUCACUUAUCUAGUUGUUGCAGCAACAUGUCCUAGCCAGAGUACAGAGGUCAACACCAGAUGCUUAUAAAUUUCUGAAGAUCCAGGCUGAAAACAAGCAGUGACAGAGCCUGUGCAGUGGCUGCUUCUUUUCUUUUUUUUUUUUUCUUUUUUUUUUUUUACCAUAUUUGUCUCUGAUAGUAUGUUUUUCACCACUGGGAGCAAAUGAUCUGCAGUAAGAUUUUUCUACCAGGUUUCUGAGAUGUCAGAUUUAUCGGUGCAUUUUUCACCCUGCAGACUCUGGCAGGAUUACUGCAUGACUCAUUUAGUUCAUUGACAAAUGAAUUAUGUCCAGCUUUUCACACUUUAAUGCCAUUAUUGCUGCAAAAAGUUACCAGCAUAAGUAAAUCUAUUGAUGCAGCUGCAGCGUUCAUUUGGUUGGACCGUUUCUGCAACAGUGGACAUGUAGAAUUAGGGAAAGCAACAAAGUGAAACGCAAAAAAUCAGUUCCUCUCAUGUGCAAUCUUCGCUGUAGUGAUUCUUUGUAGCAGUAAAAGGUGAUAGAUAAUUAGCAUACCAGAUUAAAAAUGGAUCAUGACUUCCUUUUGAUUCUGGUUCAUUUGAAUUUUUGCUGCUGACUGUUUUUACAACAUGGUUUCUGUUCUCAUUUUUUAAAUGCAUGGUGGUUUUCUCUCUCUUUUUUGUAAAGCAAAGACGAGGUGAGAAGUAAUAAUGAUGGCGGCCGCGGAGCCUCCAAGCAGCUCCAGUUUCCUCCCCCUGCUGGAGUCUGUGGAGGACAGUGCUGCCGGACAGUCCGAGCAGACAGACGCCUAUCUCACCAUUGCAAAGUACGUUUCAUAUUCUCAUUUUUGAUGUUGCUUUACAUAUAAAGCAUAUAUUUUGGUGAAAUAGCUGCAAACAUUUUUAAAAGGACUUUGAUUUAAUUUUCUUGAUGAUACAGUUGAAGAAAGUCAAAUUUUGGUGCUUUUUAAUGCUGCAGCUUUUGUUCUUUGUGUUUACUUUCCAGCCGGCUCAGUGGAGAAGAAGGCCGCCAGUUUCUCCCUGCUGUUGAAAAGCACUUUUCUCGUUUGGGUGAAGCCACCUUGGUGAGUCUUUUUGAUAAGUUUGUGAAGGUUAAAAAAUACAGGAAAUAAAAUCUGAUCAUUUCCUAACAAAACGUCUUAAUGAAUCCUUAUUGUGUCCUUGUUUUGUGUUUGUUUUCCAGACUCACAUAACCAGUCCGAAUGCAGAGCUGAGCCAAGCUGCGCUUCAGGCUUUGGGGUUUUGUGUUUAUCAUUCUCAAGUCGUCUCUGGAGUCUCUGGUACGUCAUUUAUUUACACAUCAUAACAAUCAGGCAUAACUUAGAGGGAGUUUAAAUCCAUCUGAAAGUGAUUACUUUUUUUUUUUUAAUCUGUUUAUUAGCAUUUUCAGUUUGAACAUAAACAAAUUCACAUGUUAAAUUAAUGUACAUAAUAAAUCCCCCAGUCCCUCCCUCACUGCCCCAUGUUCCCAGAUCCUCUAAAAGGAGCAUGAAGUGAGAGAGAAAAUGAAUAAAUAAAUAGUAAUAAUAGAAAGGAUAAUAAUAAAGAUAAUUACACUGCAAGUUAUCCUGAACAUCCAAUGUAAAGAAAGGGUAUUGCCAAAAAAAAUAAAAUUGAAUUAAAAAACAGGGUCCAGAAAGAGAACUACAAAAUAAAUUGAAAUAUUGGGAAAGAAAAUAAAAUAAUAAAAAAAAAGACUGACAGUGAUUCCUUUGUUGUUUUCUAGAAACUCUUGUAGGAGAAAUCCUCACAGCACUUUGCUCCUUGGUGGUCAAGACGACCGAUAAGAACACAUGCACCAGAGCAUUAUGGGUCAUCUCCAAACAGAGCUUCCCUUCAAAACUGGUGGCCAAAAAGGUGAGCUUUGAGUCCAGACACUUGUAACUGAACAAAGAGCUGCUGGGUACUGAUGAGGGGGGCUUCUCUCACUCAGGUGUCCUCUAUACUGGGAACACUGGAGGCGGUUCUGAGCAGAGAGGACAUCCAGUCUGUGGUGAUGGAGCAUGAGGCCUUAAAUGUUGUCAUUAGGUAACAGAAAAACAUUAUGUAGGAUCAUAUCCAGUUCGCUGAAUGUCAUUAGAGGAGUGGGUAUUUAUAUGUACCGGUAUUUUCAGGAUGCUGGAGCAGGUACCAGCUCAGAUGGGUGAAAGAGUAGUCCGGUGGGCGAAGCUCAUCAUCCCGUUGGUCAUCCAUUCGGCAUCCAAAGUGCGACUACGAGCCGCUGCAGCCAUGGAGAUGGGCAUGCCGCUUUUGCUUCAGAAACAGACGGAAGUGGCUGCCAUCAUUGAACCCAUGAUGUCCACAGUGAGUAUUUCUGUGGAUGUUUUUACGUUGGGACCAGACCUCAUGGAGUCAAUAGAUGCAGCUAAAUGGAGUCGGCUAAAUAAACCGCCCGUACUUACUCGUGUGUAGAUUUUGUAUCAUCGAGGGUUGAAUACGGGUUAGGUAAUUGAUGUGCAAAUUGUUGAUAUGCAUGGUUAUUUCAUGCUUUUGCAGCUCUGACAUUUCAAAUAGAAACCCGGCCGUGUUAAUCACUUUGCUAAUAUUCAUCUGUCUUUGCAGAAACUGAUCCCUGAGCUUCAGAAACUUUUCAUGUCCAAGAAUGAGACGAACGUCCUGAAGCUUUGGCCGUUAUUUGUGAAACUGCUCGGCAAGGUAUGUUGAACCGCACACGUCACAUGCAGAAAGUUGUCAGAUGGUUUUAUUUACAUUCGACUGCAUGUUUAUUUUGUUGUGUUCCCCACACAGCUGCUGCACAGAGGAGGACCCUUCAUUAACUCUCUGCUGCAUCUCGAGGAACUCGGUUUCCGCAGCUCCUCCCCAUCCAUCAAGAAGAUCGCCUUCAUCGCCUGGAAGAGCCUCAUCGAUAACUUCGCCCUCAAUCCAGGUGAGUUGAAGACGCUGCGCUCCCUGUGUGGUUUUCUCAAAGUGAUUCAUCUUUGAGCGAUUUUAAGAUUUGUGUUUCACGUCUCUCCUGAAGAUAUCCUGUGCAGCAGCAAACGGAUGAAACUCUUGAUGCAACCGCUCGCGUCCAUCCACGUCAGGACGGAGGCUCUGAUGCUCACUAAGGUGGAGGUCUGGUGGUACCUGGUGGUCCAGCUCGGGCCCAACCUGUCUGCAAACUUUGAUCAGGUGAGAAACAGACCUGCAGCUCUUUGAUGUUUUGUGCCUUAAGUGUAAGAGCUGUGAUCGUCAGAGUGAAGAGUUUUCGUCUAUCUCCAGGUCGCUCUUCCUCUGCUCCAGUGCACCAUUGGAUCCGACUCCCCUACAGUUCCAGGAACCCCAUCCAGACCUGUCAGCCAAAACGGUUCAGCUACACCUGCAACUCCAAAGACCGGUACGUCCACCUCCCUCCUCUAUAGGUGUUGCAUCAGGGUGAACGUGGACAUUGAUGCGGGAUGUAUUUUGCAUUCCUAGCAGGCCCUCCAGGCUUCAGCAGCCCCGCUAACACAUCCCGGAUGAGCCUGAACUCCAGCGUGCAGCACCCGACAACUUUCCCGUCUAUCCAGCUGUUGGGCCUGGAGAUGUUGACGCACUUCUUCCUGGGGCCAGACGUUCUUAACACGACUGCGAAGAACAAAAUAAUCCUGAGUCUCGGUGAGAGCGACAAACCAGAUUCUGUCGGUUCCUUGUGUCGUUUUCGAUCAGUAUAUGAUUGGACGAUGAAUUCAUGUGCCCCUCAUAUUAUCCUUUCAGAGCCCUUGACCCAUCCUCUCCUCACUGGAGCGUCAUCUUUCACCAAACACGCCGCUGUGCUCACCUCCAGCAUCCGAGACGGUUUCAUCAACGUCGGCAAAGACGCUCCAGGUUAAAAAAAUCACAGUUUUGGAAUCACCUCUGACCCUGUUCAGUCCUGUAGAUAAGAUCCCUCCACUGUUUAGUAAUCCAGGUUGUGAAGUUUCUCCACAGCAGCAGCUCCCCCUCAGUCUUUGGCAGCGUGUCAGUGUUUGUUAGCAGGGUUUGAAAUUCUCUGGUUUUAAUCAGGAGCUGCUGAUAAACUGUAGGGAGGCUCUGCUCUAGAGCUGCAGUUUCCCUUCAUGGCCGAGAUGAUUAUUGUGUUUACUCCAAAUGAAAUAAAGAACCACAGUUCGGAGUAUCUGACCAAAUCAGCCGACUCUCUGCCAACACAAACCGCAGGCUCUAAUGCAGAGCUGUGCAGGGGGCUCUUUGUUGGAGGCAGUUUUAUAACAACCUCCCAUGAGUUGGUGAAAUACAACCCAGGAAGUCCUCUGAAAGUAAAAGAGAUGUGUGUUCAAGGCUUCUCUGUGAAACUGUCCAAAGUUUCCAUGUUGACAUCUUCAUCUUUACAACAAUAAACGAUUUAGCUCGAGUUCCCAGAUUGUCUUGAGCCUAAAGUCGUCUGUCUUGAGCUUGUGUUGACUUAACCCUCCCUUUAAUGAGACUUGUGUUUCUCCUGCUUUUCCUUUUAGACUCUCUUUUGACGAUCAUAUGGACGAGUCUUGUUCGGUUUGUCAACUUCACCAUCGAGUCAGGUAAGACAUCUGCUAAUCUGAGUUUUUUUCUUCUUAUGAAACUUGGUCCUCUUGAAAAUCCUGAUUAUUCACAUUUAUUCAAUCUAAUGAAUAUUUCAUUUUGUGCAAAGACUCUUGAUUCUGAUCAUUUUUAUAUCCAGGUUGUAAAACAGAGUCACCAUGAUCACCUUAAACUCCGUCAACAAAUAGUUCUAGGAUCUUUUUAAAGAGUGUUUUUGACCAAGUGUGGUGGCUGCUGCUCUGCACGGUGGGCUCUUCCAGUCGUGGUCCUCACCUCGCAGCUCCACAUACAGAACUCUGAUUGGGUUUUGGCUCCGUCACAUGAGAGGAGGACUCAUAAGACCCCGUCCCCCUCUCCUGCCUGACCCACUCCCACUGUCGUCAGUUUAAGUCUGAACGUUGAGACCCUCGAGGUCUGGACUGCUGUGAAGAGAAAACACACUGAGGGGUCUGUCCCCGAUGAUGACCGUCUUCUCUUCAUUCAGACACAUUUCCAGUUUCAUUUGUCCGACAGCUGACGGCUCUCUGAAGUUAAUGUCUCUCCUGGUUGUCAGUAGGCAGUAAGAAGGACCGGCAGGGCUGCGAGGUCCUCACUCUGAUGCUUCAGGCUCUGCAGAGCAUUGUCACCUCGGAGGUUCUGCCUGCAGAGAAAGUUCUGGUAAGAGUUGAUCGAAUACAAAAACCUAAAGCCAAAGGCACCCUGCUUUAAUCUGUCAUUUAUAUUCAAGUUUAAAAUCCUUGACUGUUUAAUUUUUCUCGACAGAUCCUGUUUAAAGUGACCGUAAAAGGCAUCCAUCAGAGAGUCCUCGGCUCCGCCUCCUAUCAAGUCGGAAAGAUGGACGUACUGAAUGUAAGGGGCUGUUUGCUUUCUUUUCAUCAGCAUGUAUUCAUUUUCCGUUUAGCUCACAAACUCUGUCAUCUCUUCUUCAGGGGACGCCGGCGCUGUUCCUCAUUCUGCUGCUCUACAACAGCAGCACGCUGUCGGAGUACUUAGAGGACGAGAGGUGGGUCUGAAGUAUGAAUGUAAACAUGAGAUUGUGAGGAUGUUUUCGUCCGAAUCUCCAGUUGCAUGUUUUUGGUUUUGAUCCGAAAGGCUCUACAUCAACAUUAAAACUAGUGGUGGACUGAUAACAGUUAUUCAUCAUGAAAAUGUUUACUAAAUUCUGCUUUACAUUGAUUAAAUUUGCCUCUGGGGUCUCUUAUAUCAUUAUUUUCGAGCAGGACAUGACUGUCGGCUGUAUUUAAGUUUCUAUUGAGUUUCUUCUAAGUUACUUUAAAGACAUUAUUCACCUAAUAAGUCUUUCUAAAGACUGACCAUGUUGCUCCAAAUUGAAUUUUUCCCUCAGUGUGAUACAGAAGAGAAAGAUGGUGCCCAGUAUUAAACAUGAGCGGUUUGAUUAACAGACUUUUCUCUGACUUGAAUUUCUUAUGAAUGAUCUAAAAUCCAGGAUGAAUCAAACAGUUGUUGUAACUUCAGUUUGGAUCCCUCUGGUGGCACGACCACAACCUGCAUCACUCAGUCGAAUUUGUCCACAUUUAUCUUUUUUAAAGUUUUUUUUUAGUGUUUUUGUCCCACAUUUAAAAUGUCCUGUUAAAAAUACACUCAAAAGUCAUUGUUUUUAUAUUAUGGAUAUGGAUAUUGGUGAAUAUCCAUCGGCUCCUUUUUUCCCUCCUGCAGGUUUUUUGAGUGUCUUCAGACUCUGGUGGGCUGUGGUCUCUCCGGUCACACGUCUCCUCUGGCGUUUGGGGAGGCAGUGCUCGGCGGCAUGCGGCGCAGCGCUGAGACUCUGCAGAACAAAGAGCAGCUGUGGAAGAUGUGGAGCAUGAUGGUCAGCCCACUCACCGAAACCAUCACAAAGGUGAGGAAGAGAGGUGGAAGCGGACUCGUAUGUGACUGUGUUUGAUCGACAUUACCCAAAUUAAAAUGACUCUUUGUGAAAUUCAACUUUUGGUUUAGAUUUAAGACUUACAAAACUCAUCAUUUGGUCUUGGUGUCCUGCCCAAGUUGAUCUGAAGUUCUGGUUUUGUGGUUCCCUGCAUCAGGAGUUUUGAAUAGUUUGAGUGAGAAAAAUCUGUGAAAUUGACUUGAUGAAUAAUACAGAAUACAUUAUCAAGAAACACAAACUAAAAGAACUGAAAUCAGUCUGAACUGGGGUUCGAAACAUUGUGAAUUAAGCUGCCAAGACCUUCCAAGCAUGUAGUUUUUAACUUCUCAUCCGAAGAAAGAUGAAGACAUUAAAUAAAAAUGAGUGAGGGUAAAACUAACUUAAGACUUCAUUUCCAGUCUCUUUAAAGUGAUCUCAGCUGCUCACUGCAGAGUGUUGUUUUUCCUCACACAGCUCUGUUUCAUGCCAGCAGAGCUCUAAAUGCUUAAAAUCUCACUUCUUAUUUACAGUCUAAUGAAGUAAAUCAAGGUGACGCUCUGGAGCACAACUUCAGCGCCAUGCACUCUGCCCUGAUGUUCCCUGUUGCACAUCUACUGAAAGGCACACCACUGCAGCAGGUCUGUUUGUCCGUCGGUCUUAAACAUCAUAUUCUUACCCUCAUGAAGCAGCCCUGCUUGUUAUUAAAUCCUCUUUAUUUUCACCAGGAUAAAUCUCUUUGAUCAUUUUGGUCUUUGUGUUUUGUUAGGCGUCCCAGAAGUCGAUGCUCUCCACGUGGUCCAAACUUUACAAAGUGUUUGCUCGCUGCUCUGCGCUGGUGGUCACAGCAGAGGAAAACGUCUGCUGCGAGGAGCUCUGUACGAAAAUGACAGCAGCCCUAGACAAAGAGGCUCUGAUGGUGAGUAGAAAACAAGAAAACCUUUGUCUUCAUUUUUCAGAAGUCACCAAAUAUUUCAACAUCCAAACAAGAAACAGUGAUCUUAAAAAUGAUGACGCUUUAAAAUUAAGAAUCUUGUUGAAAAAUGUCCCAAAGCUGCCCCCAUACUUCUGGGAAAGUAAAGUACAGAAAUUCAAGAGGAAUGUAGACGGGCAGCACAGAAAAAAGAACAAGGAAACAGAGUUAUUAAACAGAAAAAAGAGAUAACUUAAGAAGGAAUAUAAGUGUCACGUUUUGUAGAAAGCUGAUAUUUCAAAGUGUUGAAAGUCUUUCAUCUUUUUGAGAAAUGUGAUCUUUGUGUUUCUCCAGGUUCCUUCAACAUUAAGUGCUGUUUCCAGUAUCCUCCAGGUCAUGAUGGAGUGCGUCGACUUCUCUCCUUACACUCCUCGGUUUCAACAAAAGCACAAGUGUAAGGAAACUUCAGGAAAACUAAUUUCAGCCCUGAAUCACUCUUUGAAAAGGCAAAGUUUCAUUCUUGGUCAAAUCUGUCUCCCGCAGCUCCUCACACUCCGGUAAACUGGACCAAGAAGAGGAGUAAGGUCCUGGGGAAUCUGACCACCUUCCAGUCCCUGCUGGUUCAGUGUUUGGAUGUGUACCUGGAGGACUCUGAGGCUCCCUCUGAACCUACAGGACUCGCUCUCACCUCCAUCCUCUCUACUUUAUUCUCCAACCUCCUUCUCGCCAACACUAUCACCGCAGCCCUGACCGCUCUGAUUCAACCUCUCACGCUUUUCUACAAACAAACAGCCAGCAAGCCGCCCAGAUUCUCCUCACAGCUUCAGGGAAAGGUGAGUCCUCUUUAUUCAAAACCUGUAAGCUUUUUAACUUUGGCGCUUUAUAACUAAAUAACUUCCUCUGUCUUCAUCUUCUUCCUGCAGCUGGAGAAGCUCCUUCCUGACGUUCUCGGCUGUCUACAGACUUGCUCCACUUUAACGUAUGACGAUGAGCUCCUGACUCUGCUGACUCCUCUGCUGUGUGUUCUGUUUCCUCACGAGAGCAAGCAGCUUCGCACAUCUGUCACCCAGUUCUGGAACGCCACCUUCGCUAAGUCGGACAGCCUCACCUACCCUGACGAGAUCAGGUAAAGAUAUUUUGAUUUUUUUUCGACCACUCCAAAGCUAUAUUUCUCUGGUACUGUGGUCAAAUCUUGGUUUGCUUGGUCAGUAAUAAAGGUAAAAACCAUCUAAACAAGCCCUUUCAAAAUAAAAGCAUUUAAAUGAUUUAGAUCUACUUUUUUAUAAAAAUACUGCACACCUGUUUUAGCUUUUCCACAUGUUCUCAACAAGGCAAAAAUGGAAAAAAAUACCCUUAUGGCUAGCGGGGUCAUUAAGAUCCAGUUAUAUAAUUUAUAGUAGUGUCAUGUAUAUUUUCUUUUCCUUUCCGCAGACCAAUAUUGAGCCAAGUGAAGGUGAAGACCCCUAUCAUUCUUCCUGGGUUUGAAGUCCUCAGUAUUCCUGAUGAGCUCAGUGGACUGUGUUCAGUAAGUUUAGAUGUUUCUUUGUUAAAUUCGAAAUAUAUCUACCCCUCAGUCUCUGUUUUUUGUUUAUGACUUUGCAUGUUUUUGUCCUCAGAGUGAGAGUUCUCAGAUGGAGACCAAGCUCAGCGGGAUGCCGAUUUCAACAGUGGGGAAGAGGGACUCACUUCUGGGAAAGACUCCUGAGAUGAAAGAGAGAAGCUCCACGAUGAUCUCCAAACCAGUUUCUGUGAGUUCAGAUGUUGUUUAAAAGAGAACUCAGGUCUUCUUCAGGGUUUAUCUUUUUUGUUUUUAUUUGUCAUCUUAAACCACACAUCAAAAAUUUGUUUUCUUUUACAGACCAAACUGGACUUUGGAUCUCCCAAACAUCCCCGCAGAGCAGUUUUAGAGGAAGAAGCCUCCAUCGACUUUGUCUUCAUUCCUCCUGAGACCAAGGAGCGAGUUCUGACCGAACACCAGAAGGAGGUGAAAAGGACCAAAAGGUGUGUUAGUCUAUCAGCCACAUUUAAAACACAUUUAAGAUGUCUUUUUAAAGGCUUGAAUGGUGCUAAUGUUUUCUCUGACGCAGGGUUGACAUUCCUGCCAUGUACAAUAACCUUGAUGCCUCCCUGGACACUACAGCUUUCACCCAGUACACUCAGAGCCAAGAGGACACUCAGUAAGUUUUCAGCAUCGACUGCCAGAAUCAGAAAAAAAUCCCCUUUCUCUAACAAGAUUCAUUGACAUAUUCACAUUUUACCCUUCACAGGGACAAACUGCCAGCUGAACAAACAGAAACUGUUACCGAAGAGGCGCCUGUGGAGGUAAUCAAAUAAAAAUCCUCAUUGCAAAAGAAACACAAAAGAGCAGUACCAAGCAAGAUGAACAGAAAGUUGUUUUGUCCUGUAUUUCUAUGUGCAACCACAAGUUUAGCAACAGUCUUGGUUUUCUUCAAGUUUAACAUUUUAAAACAAAAACAGCCCACAUGUAACUGUGCCUCAUUUUUUAAAAUUAAUAAUAAAUCCUAAAGCUCAUCUGACCAAGUCGGUUAAAAUGUUUGUCCUCCUCAAAGGUUCCUCAAGAACAUGCUCAGAAUGAGGAAGAUGCUGAAGUCCUAAUAAAGGACACGCAGGACUAUGCCAGCCCAAAAGCUGUUGACAGUGUUGCAGAAAACCAAAAACCGGAAGAAUUGAUUCCUAAAUCAACAGAUGUUUCAAUGGAAGAUGUCUCCAAAACCGAAGAUAAAGGAGAUGAUUCAGAAGUGGAGAGAAAACAAGACACAAGUCCUAACAUCUCUGGCUCUUCAGAUUUGGUCUCAGGGACUCCCCAGAAACCCAACAGUCGUCGACAGUCCUUUAUUACUCUUGAGAAGUAUGCUGAAGGAAAGCCUGCAAGUCCCAGUAGUGUAUCCAAGUUUACAGGUCCUCUUGUAAAGACGUCUAAUAGCCAAGAAUGCACCAAGAAGUCUUCUUCACAGACUUCUAUGUCCGCUGCUCCAAACUCCCAGGAAUCCCAGUCCACUCAGGUAGGAAAAGUAAAUUCUCAGAGUCCUGUCAAGGAUACUCCAGAUUCCCCUGUAAGACCAAAGGAUUCUGGGACUAAAUGUGAGCCUGUAAGACUGACUGACAGACUUCCGAGUGACACAACCGAGGAAGAAGAUGUUAUCCCAGAUACCCAGACUGAAGCAGGUCCAAUGGAGAGCAUAAAAACAGCUGAUGUGUCACAAGAAAUUGAACCCUCAAGCCAGGAAGAGGAAUUUGAAUCCACCCAAGAUGAUUCUCAAUCCUCUGCAAACGACGCAUCUCCUAGUGAACCGAGAAGGUCUGGGCGCCCAAGGGUCAGACCUCUGCGGCCUGGAGAGGACCCAGAGGUACGGGACCAGAAAUUCCAGCAGCCGAAAAGGAAACGUUCUGAAGGGGAGUCAAAAGGUGAUUCUCCAAAGUCGAACUCGAUUCAGAGCAGGCCAAACACACGAGGUAAGAUUGCUGCUGAGGAGGACAGUAGUAGAGUCAGGUUACGAUCAAGGACUCAGAGAGAUAAGGGGGAGUCAAGCCAAACCAACUCUCAGGGUAGAUCAAACAAGAGGAUCAAACUUUAUAGCUUUUCACAGGAUUUCCUUGAUCAGCCUGAACCCAGAAGGAGAAGCACCAGAGAUUUGGAUUCUAGUCAAUCAGACUUAAAGUCUGACACGCAGUCUGACAGUCAGUCACAGGGAAGGAUUGGUCGACGGAGCAGGUCAUCUGUGGAGACCACGGAAGAACCUGCUAACGCCAAAAAAGAUCUGCCCAAUAAGGAGUCCAAGAAGAAGCUUGAGUUGGUAGAACAGGCUAAAAAAGAUCAAGAUGAACCAAUGAAGGACUCUACAUUAGUCACCUCCACCCCAAAAGUCAGUAGUGACUCCCAAGAGUUUGACCUUAUUGAACAGACUGUAAAAGAUGGAGAUUCUCAAAUGGACACUAUUCCCCCUCCUGAAGAAUCUCAAGAUAUGACCAGCGAGACCAACAAUUUAGUGAAUGAUGUAAAAGGCAAGACAAAAGAUACAGAUGAAGACCAGAGUCAGGAGGAUUCUCAAGCUAUGACCCCUUCUUUGGAUAGCCAGUCUUUGUGUAAAUCAAGAAGAAGCAAGGCAUUGUCGGACUCUUGUGGCCAAUCUCAAGCGUUGGGUGGAGUCGAAACAGCUCAAAAGAAAGAGGAAGAUUCUCAGAUUGAUGUUUCAUCUUCUGGGGUCAAAGAGGAUUCCCAAGAUAUCACGCUAUCCUCCUCAGGUAGCCAAUCUGUACACAAAUCAAGAAGAAGCAAGGCAUCAUCAGAUUCUCAAUCGAUCACCUCUUCUUCCCAAGCUGAUGGCCAAUCCCAAGAAUCCCAGAUUGUUAAGAAGGGCAAAAGGGGGAAGAGAGGUUCUAACAUGGGUGUCUCGUCACUAGCUAAUGAUUCACAAGAUGAAAAAGAAACAAAUACAAUCCUAAGUCAGUUGGAGGAACCAGAUGUUGAGCCACAAACAAAAGAGGAAUUAGUUGAUAUCCCCAGUCAGGAUGACUCCCAAGUGAUCACACCAUCUUCCUCAGAUAGCCAAUCUGUACACACAUCUAGAAGAAGCAAGGCAUCAUCAGAUUCUCAAUCGAUCACCUCUUCUUCCCAAGUUGAUGGCCAAUCCCUAGAAUCUCAGAUUGUUAAAAAAGGCAAAAGGGGGAAAAGAAGAUCACACAUUGGUGUCUCGUCGCCAGCCAAUGAUUCCCAAGAUGGAAAAGAGACAAAUACAAUCAUGAGUCAGUUGAAGGAACCAGAUGUUGAGCCACAAACAAAAGAGGAAUUGGUUGAUAUCCCCAGUCAGGACGACUCCCAGGUGAUCACACCAUCUUCCUUAGAUACCCUAUCUACUCGCAGAUCAAGGAGAAGCAAGGCAUCAUCAGACUCUCAAUCGAUUACCUCUUCCCCUCAAACUGAUUGCCUAUCCCAAGAAUCCCAGAUUGUUGGAAAGACCACAAAGGAGAAAAGUGAUUCUCUGGUGGAUUCCUCUUCCCCAGCUUCUGAUUCCCAAAAAGGAUUACAGAAGACCAAAAAGCUUACAAAUGAACCAUGUUUUGGAAACGAACACAAAGCAGAAGAAGGCAUGGUUGACAACCUUAGCCAGCAGGACUCUCAAGUGGUUACACUGUCCUCUGAGAGUCAAGGUCUGAGCAAGUCUAGACGGAGCAAAACGUCUGCGACAGUAGACCCUGCAGAUAAAACAAUGAGCAAUGAAUCAGUUAGACGACAGAGAAGAUCUAACGCUCAUACAACACCAGAAGCUGUUGAACAGGUAGAGAUCAAAACUGGGGGAAGAGCCAAAAGGAGCAUGGUAAAAGAGGAACAAUCAAAAUCAAGUCCAAGCCCUUCUCUGGAAAGUUCCCAGUCUUUAGAGGGUUCAGGGUCCUCUCAAGGCAGGGGCAGACCUAGACGGUCUUCCCAAGCUUUCGUAGCCAGUGUUGAGUCCACAGGAUCUGAAUCCUCAGAGGUCAAAGAAAGUCCAGUUGUCCCCAAAAAGAGAGGGAGGAAACCUCGAGCAUCUCUACAGAGUCCUGUCACUAUUUCAUCCCAAGAAGACACUACCGAUCAAAGUUUGGCAAUGGAUGAUUCCCAGUCCUCCCAAGUGCUAGAGUCACAAAAUGUAGAGGCUGAAACCUUAACAAAUGUGGAGGGUUCAACGACGGAAUCCCUACAGGUUACAAGUAACACUGAUGAGCAAGGAGACAAAGACGCACCGAUGGAGGUAGAGGAUGAAGCUGUUGUCCAGCAAAUUGACACGGAAACCACAAAAAACAGUGAAAUCCUCGCAGCAUCACCCCGAAAGGAAGCGCAAAGACCAGAAGACUCGGAGACAAAAGCUGAGGAUGCUGCCUCAAAAGAAAAUGAGGACUUGAAACCAGUGCCUGUGCUUGAGUCAGUUGGGAUUUGUGCUGAAAACACUCAGGAGGAGCUGUCUUGUGACACCUCCACUGUGGACAAACUGGCGCCUCCUGGUGAGAUGACAGAGCAACUGCAGGUCUCAGAGUCAUCAGAAGAGAAAUCUGAAGCGUCCCAGCCUGCUGAAAAAGUUCCAGAGGAACAAAAUGAGAAUUCGGCGUCAAACAGUCAAGAGAAUGAAGUUCUUUCAGAGGAGGACUCGACAACAAAAAGUCAUGAUACGUCUUUUGGACAAAGUGAAUGUCCAGAUGCCAUCGAUGAUUUUUCAAAAGACGGAGAGCAGCCCUCUGCUCAUGACGCCACACCUGUACAGGACAGCGAUAAAGACACCAAACCUCUGGACACUGACGGUCAGGAUGUUGAGGACAUUCAGACCGUGAACCCUGACAACGACCGAGAUGCAGAUGUGGAUGCAGCUCCAAGUGAUGAUUGUAAUACAUCGUUAUCAGAGCCAACAAGCACCCUGGAAAAUGGUGAAAAACUCCAAGGCUCUCCGGCAAAGCAGAAGGACCUUGAAGCUGUGAUGGGGCAGGACGUCGGCCAAAGCCCAGGUGGUGGCAGAACGAGGGGAUCCUGGUCCCCUUCCGCGUCCCCAUCAACCAGUAUCCUAAAGAAGGGCCAGAAGAGACCGCUGGAGGAUGAGACGCCCUCACCUCUGGUCAAAGUAAGUGAGACAGGGAGUUCUGUAUUCUCUGAUUUUACUUUUCUUUGGAGUGAAUGAAAGUAACAAUCUUUCGAUUCUUACCUUUGCAGUCCAGACGCGUGUCUUUCGCUAACCCGAUCCAACAGCAGGAAACAGCGGAUGACAUCGAUCGUCGCAGCCCUGCUUUGAGAACAAGCUCCCCAAGAAGAUCCAAAGGCAGCAGCAUCCCUCAGCCGAAGGUACAAAUGAGAUUAGAAAUGCUGUUUCUGAUGUAUAAGAGCCAAAUCUGUCCAGUGCUGAUUAACAAGACCCGCUUUUGCUCUUUAUCUCAGUAUAUUACUACGCCAACAAAGGGGAUGCUGAUCCUUAGUCCAAGAAAUCUGCACAGUCCAGGGUACAAGAGCUCCAAGAAAUGUCUGGUAUGCACAAAAACCUCAACAAAACACUCAGAGUUCUCACGUUCAUGGAAAACUUCAGAUCAUGAAGUAAGCAGAUAUAUCAUCCUGGGUUUUCUGUUUGUCAAACUUCUUUAUUUUUAUUUUUCAGAUUUCUGAGAUGAGUCAGGAGCCUCGACCUGUCUCCAGAGACUGUAUCUACCCCGCUCUCGUUGGCUGCUCCGCACCUGUGGAAGCUGUGCUGCCCCAGAUUUCCUCCAACAUGUGGUGAGAAAUGAAAGUGCAUGUCAUGUAUCGGGUCAGAUUCAUAUAUUUGUCUUGCAUUAAUUUGCGGGUGAUGUUAUUCUCUGUGUAGGCCUCGUGGUUUUGGACAGCUUGUCCGAGCCAGAAACAUCAGAACUGUGGGAGACCUCAGCGCUUUGACCCCAGGUGAAAUCAAGACUCUGCCAAUUCGAUCCCCGAAGAUCUCCAACGUGAAAAAGGCUCUUAAAAUCUACGAACAACAGGUACAGAGCAGGCCGCAGAAACACAAGUAAUAACGUGCUGGAGUUGAAUACUUGAUGUUUGACGUCCUGAAAUGUCUUGUGUAGCGUAAAGGACGAGGCGGAGACGAGCUGAAGAGUUUCGAUGAAACAGAGAUGAUGACCUCUGAACUGGAGGAGACCAAUGCUCCUCAAAACCAGGACGAAGAGGAUAAGGUGUCAGGAGAAACACUGGGUGAGUGAAACUCUGGAUGACCCACUCACCCUGAUUUUUAAAGGUCAACCAGAUGUUAAACACAUGAUUGUUUCUUUGCUAGAAAACCACAUCAGAAGAGUUUCAGCUCACUGGUCUCAACAGAGAAACAGAUUUGAUUCGAGGAUCAAGUUUUACUGAUAGCAUGUUUUCUCUGACCUUCGUGAUGAAUUUUGUUGCGUAAAUGUGCUCAACAAACUCGCUUCCUUUGGGAGGCAUUCUGAUUGGAUAAACAAGUUAACAUCUUUCUUAUAUUUGCAGCGACUGAGCUGAUCGACGAGCCUGCACCCGCUGCGGAAAGUAAACCAGAGGAUGAUGUCUCCAAGUAUCUCACACCCGAUACGUCGCCAGGGGAGCAGAGAGCCGGGAGAAAGCUGCAGUCUGAGGGUCUCCUUUCAGAGGUUGAAGCUCUGAGCUGCAGGAUGACUCCACUCGAACUCAGUCAGUGCUCACCGCAGCAGCUGGUUCAGAUACACGACCAGUUAGGAGGCGCGAUGAGGCGGGUGGUGGUCGAGAUGCAGACGCGACUCUGCCAGACUGACGGAAAACCCUGAACGGAAAAAGACACUUCUCUACUUGAGAUGUUAAGGACACAAAAACUGAAACUGUGAUAAAAGACAUCUUCAAUCAACAGAUUUUACUAAGGAGGAUUUUAAUUUUCGUUUUUACCCAAAUGGCCUUCUCUGAAAUUUUAGGUGUUUUUUAAAACUGCUUGUGGCACAUCUUCUUGUCAUUCGUAGCUUGAUUUGUGGUGUAGUUAAUUAAUUUUUUUAUGAAAGACUCAAAGGGAAGCACAGUCACACUUUGUAGGCUGUUUCCAAAGAGGGUGGGGAUUAUUCAUAGCUGUAGUCGCCUCAUGGAUGGUGUUUUUCCUGCUGUCCUCUCUGACUUUAUAUGACGGACUGAUGUGUGUAGAAAAAUGUCCUGCUGCUGAGUCCCUCCAGUUUUGUACAUACGCUCUCUGUCCAGGCACUUCUGUCCUCCCUGUGCCUGUUUUUAGGCUGUUUACAUUCACCUCAUGACUGCUCCUGUAUAUUUUGAAGGAUUCUGUUAUUUCACCUUUUUAUGUCAGAAAGCAAACUUAAGAUGGUAGUAAACAUUCUGCACUUAAGUCUUUCUUUGCGGUUUUAAAUACUUCAAUAAAAAGACAACCGAGUAUGAUUUUAUCCACUUUUUUUGAUGCAGUGUGUUGGACUUGCAUGAAUCAUAUGGCAGCGAAGAAUCUCUGAAAGCUCUGAGAUUAAAACAGACAGGACUCCGUAGUGCACAGGUGUCAAACUCAAGGCCCGGGGGCCAAAUCUGGC
Molecule: messenger RNA, 18506 nt
Organism: Xyrichtys novacula (pearly razorfish)
Lineage: Eukaryota; Metazoa; Chordata; Actinopteri; Labriformes; Labridae
Source: the annotation of a GenBank genome assembly